CAGCUGGCAGCUUCCCCUUUUCUGCUCUGCUCUGGGCUCCAGGCUCCUUCUCCCUCAGAGCUCAGAGGAGGGACAGCAGCACCAUGGCCCCCCGCACAGCCGCCAUCCGCCAGACUUGCUGCUGCUUCAAUGUCCGCAUCGCCACCACUGCCCUGGCUAUCUACCAUGUGGUCAUGAGUGUCUUGUUGUUCAUUGAGCACUCAGUGGAGGUGGCCCGCGGCAAGACCUCUUGCAAGUCCUCGAAGAUGGGCUACCUCAGAAUGGCUGACCUGAUCUCCAGCUUCCUGCUCAUAGCCAUGCUCUUUAUCAUCAGCUUGAGCCUGCUAAUCGGCGUGGUCAAGAACCGGGAGAAGUACCUGCUGCCCUUCCUGUCCCUGCAAGUCAUGGACCUCCUGCUAUGCGUGCUCACACUGCUGGGCUCCUACAUUGAGCUGCCCGCCUACCUCAAGCUGGCCUCCCGGAGGAGCCGUGCUGGCCCCUCCAGGGUCCCACUGAUGACCCUGCAGCUGCUGGACUUCUGCCUGAGCAUCCUGACCCUCUGCAGCUCCUACAUGGAAGUGCCCACCUAUCUCAACUUCAAGUCCAUGAACCACAUGAAUUAUCUCCCCAGCCAGGAGAAUAUGACUCAUAACCAGUUCAUCAAGAUGAUGAUCAUCUUUUCCAUUGCCUUCAUCACCGUCCUCAUCCUAAAGGUCUACAUGUUAAAGUGCGUGUGGAGAUGCUACAGAUUCAUAAAGUACAUGAACUCGGUUGAAGAAAGGAGCGACUCCAAGAUGCUCCAGAAGGUGGUCCUGCCGUCCUACGAGGAAGCUCUAGCUCUGCCGUCCAAGGCUCCAGAGGGGGGCCUACUGCCACCCCCAUACUCAGAGGUGUGACCCUCACCAGGCCCCAGCCCUAGUGCUGGGAGGGGCGGAGCUGCUUUGUAAUCCGCUUCUUUGCUUUGGUGGCCUCUGUGGCCUGGGUGGACCUCCCAGCUGACUUCAGGACAAUCUGCUGUGUCUCCCUUGCUGGCCUGCUCCUCCCACAGGGCCUGUGAGAUGCUCACAAUUGGGUCAACCUUUAGGCUGAAUCACCCCUUGGGUCUCUUAAAAGUUCAGUCCCAAAAUGCUUGACUCGGCCUACUUGGAUCAGCUCCAAUGCUUGGUUAGACGAUUGGUCAUUCUAAAUUCGGUGAGUUAAACAGCUGUCAACUUGAUCAGUUCCACCAAGAAACCAACGAAUCAGUCACUCGCUUGUCAGUUCAGUAAAACAGUUUGGUCCAUUGCAUUGGUCUGUAAACAGGUCAGUUCACAUGGCAAUUUAGUUGUCAUCAAUUAGCCAGACCUUCUCAAAUAUAUAUACACACAUAUAUAGAAUCAAUUUCUUCAGAUAGCUUGCUUAAGCAAUUAUCAAUUAGUGAACUAUAAGUCAUUUAGUAUAGUAAUGAAUAGAAUAGUGACAGAAUUCAAUAAGAAAAUCAAGUUAGCCCCCAAAUCAUUUAAUUCAAAUUAACCCAACAACUGGCUGCCCACUCUGGUCACUUUAGUAACUCUUGAGUGGCCAUGUAAUUGUUAAUUCAAAGGAUAAAUGUUGUCACACUGUUAGCUGCAGAAAGUAACAGUAGUUUAAGUAUGAAACAGUCCCUCCCAACAUACAACCGUCUUGCUGCAGAGUUGCUGUCACCAGUGGUCAAAUGCUUGUUGAGCCAGUCCCUUUGUGGUCAGUGUAGUCACAUAGUGGUGGAUAUCAUGAAGUCACCUCUAUCCCAGUCACCUUUACUAACCAGCUAUCAGUCCAUUGCAUGGGCCAGGCCAUCACUGCCAUUGAUUCAGUCAUAGGCAAGUUAGUUCCCCCCAAGAGUUGUGGUCAAGCAGUAAUUUAGCCCCGCAGUCGGGCAUGUCUGUUUGUUGGGCUAACUCCACAGGUCAGUUUGGUGGAAAUAGGCAAACUCCUGUGGGUGCAGACCCUGCUGUUCAUGAUGGUGGUGGUUACAAAACUGGCUCUAGCACCCCUCUUUAGCCUGCUUCCCUGUAAGCCAGGGAUCCUGAAGGAGCUGACCCAGAAGUGGGGAUGGGGCCCUGGGGUCUCUGGGGCUUGCAGGGGGCACAGAAGCCUGGGGGAGGCUUCCACUGACACCCCUUUGUGUAAUCGCUUUUGUGUGACUGGGAGGAAGUUUCAAUAAACCAGUAACAAGCUUC
Molecule: messenger RNA, 2177 nt
Organism: Otolemur garnettii (small-eared galago)
Lineage: Eukaryota; Metazoa; Chordata; Mammalia; Primates; Galagidae
Gene: LAPTM5
Product: lysosomal protein transmembrane 5
Exons: 8
Coding region: 84-875 (263 amino acids)
Cellular component (GO): lysosomal membrane
Source: RefSeq, a predicted model, not a curated record